Messenger RNA from Pieris macdunnoughi, 4755 nucleotides. NCBI's taxonomy places the organism in Eukaryota, Metazoa, Arthropoda, Insecta, Lepidoptera, Pieridae. The record is from the annotation of a GenBank genome assembly.
AUGAGCCACCACAAAUUUUGGAGAGGCAUCGAAGAAUUGAAGGUUUCCUCGUCUCUGGAUGUCCCCGAAAAAAUUGUGAAAAUUUGUUCCCUUGGCGCAGACUUUAUUGCUCUAGGCAAUGACCAUCGCCUCUAUUAUUGUAAUAUUGAAGACGAUAUUUUAAAUUUUAAAAGAGAGAAUGGUAUAACUGCAAUUGACAUAUCCUAUCACAAUGAUAUCCUGUAUAUUAUUAAUGAACAUGGAAGACUUUAUAAAACAAACACACAUUUUAAGAAUAAAGAAGAAGUAGUUGUCAAAGAAGAAUCAAAGUGCUGUCCACAUGGUUUUAAAAGUAGUAGUUCUAAAGUAAAGUUUAGAAAUGUUGUGUCAAGUGGCUUCGGCCAACUCUUUAUAAGUAGUGAUGGCCAUCUCUGGGGUUCAGGGGACAUGCCACAAAUUGGCUUAGAAUCAUCUAGUAUUAAGAAAGUUCCAUUUUUUGAGGGUAGAACAGUUUAUAGUGCAUCAAUAGGAGAUAACUUUGCAGCUGUUAUAGCACGUAAAGAUGUGAGGCAAUCAGGUAAUUGUGAUACAGACAGUGAUAAUGAUGAUGAAGAGGUAUUUGCCUCAAAUUGCUCUCAAUGUCAAACUAUUAUUGGCCUAGCAUCUCCUGCCUCUGUGCCGUCUCUCUCUGAAACAUGUCCAUUGGGAGUUCAUAUAAGUAAAUCUAGCGAAGAUUCAAGUAGUACAACUGCUCCUCAAACUGAUGUACACGUAGAUGCUCAAAGUUUUACAGAAGAUUCUAGUCCUUCCUCUGAGGAAUCAAAAAUUAUCAAAAAAGAUUUCCCUAUCCAUGUUAGUAACAACUUAGAAUUAGAUAGUAUAUCAAAACACAAUGGAAAUGAGGCUACCAAUACAGAUGGUAAUGAAUCUUUGGAUACAAGCACAGAGAAACUAAACAAUAUUUUUAUCAACACAGAUGCAGCAAGACAAUUUCUUAGUAGGCAGCUAUCGUGGGUUUCUGCUGGUGAAGACUACUUAGUAGAAUAUACAGAGAAGCCAACAAGAAUUAUAAAAGAGAAUGUUACAAAUAUUACUAAUUUUGUUUACGAAGGAGUUAAAACUGUCGGUGAUAAAGUUGCAACAUUAUCAAGGCAUGUCAGUGGUAGCAGUGACAAUAAUGAAGCAGUGGAUAUUCAACAUCCUAAUUGCAAUGAUGACAUGAUAAGUUCACUGUUAUACAGUUGUAAUUCUGCAACAAAAUCUGAGGAUUUGCAAUUUUCAACUAGCACAAUUAAUAGUGAAAAGGAAUUUGAAGUGGCAAAAAAAGAUGAAGCUCUUAAAAAUAUGUCUAAACUUGGAAAAAAUAUUUUAGCAACAGAACUUUGGACAUGGGGUGACAUAACUCAUGGACAGUUAGGUAUAGGAGACACAGUUAAAAGAGUGAAGCCAAUGGCUGUAAUGAGUCUAUCUGGUUUUGGUCUACAAAAAGUUUCUUGUGGUAAUUGGCACUGUGCAGCAUUAACAUUAGAUGGAAGAAUAUUUAUGUGGGGCUAUAAUCAUUUUAAGCAAGUCUGUUUAGAGUCAAGAGAUUAUAAGAGUAGUCCCACACAAUUUACUGAAAAUUCAGACAGUGAUCGCAUCAGAGAUAUGAUAGCAACUGAUAAUCAUACUCUAGCUUACACUCACAAUGAAAACAUUUAUUAUAUGGGAAAACAUACUGAUGGCUAUACAGAUGUUAUUGUGAACUUAAAUGAAAACUUGAUGGAAAAUUCUAAUGAUCAGGAAACUGAAAAAACUGUUAAGAUAAAGGAACCCCAAGUUUUUGGGGAAUCGCAAAACUUGUGCUAUCAUUGGAGAGUGUUAUCUAGUGGAACAAUAAGUUACUGCUCUAUAGAAAAGUUAACAAUAUGCCCUGAAUUCCAAAACCUGUCAAUUGCUCAACGUUAUUUGGAAGAAAUGCUCCUAAUAUAUCACUUACUUAUCAAGCCAUUCCUUAGAAAAAGUAAAGCAAUAACUGCACAUUCCAAUAUAUAUGAAACUGUUUGUGAUAUUUUUAGUGACAUAUUAAAUCUAACAGCAUUAAAUGUUCUAUCAACUUGGCAGUAUGCUGAAAAACAUAUAAAUGAAUGUGAUAUCUCUUUAAUAAAAAAUUUAGAAGAGUAUAUUUAUUUGUACAAAAAGUAUUACAUAGCAGUAAGCAAUUUAAUUGUUAUAGGCGGUUUCGCUCAAAUAAAUAAUAUUGUUGAUGUACCUACAAAUGUUUACAAUAUGUUUAGUGAUCAGUUACCUACAAAUAAACAGAAAAAUAAUAAAAAAACGUCAGAAGCUGUAGUAAGCCUGGCAUUUAUCCAGCCCUUGGUCCGGUUAAGCUCUUAUAAGUGCAUUGCUCAAUCUUUAUUGCGCUGUAUAACUAAAAAAAAGAAAUGUGAAACUAAAACAAACAUUGAAGAGAAAUUAACAAAGGUGAUUACCACAUUAGAUUCCUUAAUAGAAGACCAGGAAAAAAGGAGAAAAGAAGCCGAUAUAACUAAAUUAUUUUGGGAAACAAUAGGGAAAAGUUUGGAACAGUAUAGAACACCGGAACGAAGAUUGAUACGGGAAUCAAAAUCAAAACAGCUUAAUCUUGUGAACCCUGGUCGAUUUUCCUCCCAUUGGUUCAUUCUAUUUAAUGAUUUAUUUGUUCAUGUGAAUGGAAGCACACCAAUACUUCAUCCCUUAGAAACAUUAUGGAUUGACGCGUCACCGAAUGUAGAUAUUCAAAAUGGGAUACAAAUCACUACCCCUGAGGAAAUAAUUUCAGUUUCGACUAAUUCGGAACAUGAGAAAACUGAGUGGAUACAUGUUUUGAAUGCAGCCAUAAAAUCAGUGUUGAAGAAAGACACCUCAUUCAAGCCACCGACAAUUAGAAGUGGCAGUUACGUGUUUUCUAGCAAGAGUUUAUUUUACAAAGACGCGAAGUACGUCGGCCGAUGGCUGGAUGGCAAAUUGCAUGGUCAUGGAAGAGUCGAGUGGCCAGAUGGGAAAAUCUACUGUGGCCAAUUUCAAAUAAAUACAUUAUGUGGUCAUGGAAAAAUGGAUAUACCAGGAGUAGGUAUUUAUGAAGGAAGAUGGAAAGAUAACGUUCAAAAUGGCUACGGUAUUAUGAAGUACGCAUGUGGCGAUAUUUAUGAAGGGUACUUUAAAGACGGUCAUCCUCAUGGUCACGGUGUCAAAAAACAGGGAGAUUUCACAUCGUCUUCCGCAACAAUAUAUACAGGCGAAUGGGUUGGGGGAGCAAAACAUGGGUAUGGAGUGAUGGAUGAUAUUGGGAAAGGCGAAAAAUAUUUGGGUAAUUGGAGUGAUAAUAAGAAGCACGGCUGCGGCCUUAUCGUAACCCUCGACGGUAUUUACUACGAAGGACUAUUUACACAAGACAUUCUCACGGGCCAUGGAGUAAUGGUUUUCGAAGAUGGAACAAAUUAUGAGGGGGAAUUCAGGGCAGCCGGUGUUUUUUCUGGAAAAGGAACCUUAACAUUCUCUAGCGGUGAUAAAAUAGAAGGAUCCCUUAAUGGUGCCUGGACUGAAGGUGUCAAAAUAUCUAAUGGAGUGAUGCAUCUUAAUGUUUCUAACCCGGCCAUGCCUCCAAACUCAAAGCCGAACUCUUUCGGAAAACUUAGCGUUGCGCCAAAUCAAAAAUGGAACGCGAUAUUCCGACAGUGUUUCCACUGUUUGGGCGUUUCCGAAACGAUCCUAACACCAACCGGCAAUCACUUUACCAAUGGCCCGUGCCCCACUUUCGACAACGUGAAGAUAUGGCAAAAUGUCGCCGUGGCUAUAUCGUGUUCACAGAAACAUAUCCAGACUCCGAAGAAAAACGGGUCGGAUUUAGAAAAAUCAGUCGAUUGUUUAGAACUUAUACCGCAUUUUGGCCAAAAAACCCUCACCUUUUAUGACUAUACGGAGUUAAAGCUGUAUUUACAAAAUGCCUGCGAAACAACCCACCAUCCUCUCGGUCAGCUAGUAUUAAACGUCACAAAUGCUUUUAACACGACUUACGGUGGUGUCAGGGUACAUCCCCUACUUCUGAGCCAUGCGAUCAAAGAACUAAAGUGUAUUACCACGAGAUUGUACCAAGUUGUUAAGCUUUUGUUCCCGGCGUUGCCCGGAGAGGACACUGAUGUUGUUUUACCGUACGAAGAGCGGGAGGAAGAUGGAAAUCCUAUCGAGGGUGAAGUGGUAUCAGCGGCCUCCCUACUCCAACCCACUCUCUUACCGCGAGUGCACCCGGCACUGUUUGUAUUGUAUGCGCUUCACAAUAAACGGGAAGACGAUUUGUACUGGCGAAGGCUGAUGAAGUGGAAUAAGCAACCCGAUACCACUCUUAUGGCCUUUUUGGGGAUUGAUCAAAAAUUCUGGGCAAAAAGCACCCACCAUUCUCCCACCUACUCGCCGAUGAAGGAGCAGCUGUUCCAAGAUGCUGUAGAGACUCUUCAGCAGCUCAAGACCACGUUCUCUCCUAUUGAGAAGCUGCUCGUCAUCAGAUCCACCUUUCAAAAGAUGACGGUUGCUGUACAACAGGAGUUAGGAGCCCAAUAUCUUUGGAGUAUGGACGAUCUAUUCCCAGUAUUCCACUUUGUGGUGGUGCGCGCGCGCAUCCUUCAAUUGGGUUCAGAGAUUCACUUUGUUGAAGAUUUUCUUGAACCAGCUAUGCAACAUGGUGAAUUGGGACUCAUGUUUACUACGUUAAAGGCAUGCUACUUCCAAAUUCUUCAAGAGAAAAUGUCUAUGAAUUCUUAA